GGGAAAGAAAAGUGACAGGGCCUUCUUUGAACUGUCAUUUUCCUAUAUAUACUCUCGAGGUAGUAACCCAAAAUCUAUCUCUCUUCCCCUCCCCAAUUUAUUCCAUCUUUUCUUUUUUAUCAUUCUCAUUUAUCAUUCCCACACAUCACACAUCCCUCUCUCCAUACAAGUAUGUCUGUUCCUUGAAGAGGAGAAAAAGUUUUUCUUUUGCCUUUAGCUGAGCAGCUCCCUACCUCCCUCUCUUUACAACCCACAAUUCCCCUUUUCUUUCUUCCUUUCUCUCAUCCUCUUUAUUAUUGUUUUGGGGUUUGAUUUUUGGAGAAUUAAGACACUACUCAUCGCCUGAAGAAGAAUAAAAAUGUCCCAUAAAGGGGAUUUCUUCGGAGAACAGUCUUUGAAUCCGAUUCCUGAUCUUUCCCUUCAUAUUAGCCCUCCAAAUAGUGCUCCUUCUUCCAUCUGCACUGGCACCAACGAUUCUUUCUUUGAUGUAUGGCGCAAAAACAACCCUCUGAAGUCCCACAGUGACAGUUCCAUAAAACCUGGUUUUCAAACCGACACAGACCUCUCCUUAGCAAAUCCUGCUUUGGAAGCUGAAAGCAGUCCCCGUCCCUGGCCGAGAAAUAUAAACCAGGGGAUCUCUCUGCUUGAUGUUUCGGGGCUUAAACCCAUAAAGGGGAUUCCUGUGUACAACAACUGUAUGUUCCCCUUUUCGGGUUCGGAUUGUUUACCCGACCUAGAUCCUAACAGGCUGCGGUUUUAUCAAGUUCCAUCUCCAGGGACUCCAGCUAAUUCUGCAGUCUUGCAUUCGGCUGAGGCGUAUAGGAUAGGAGGAAGUGCACCUAGGUUUAAUGGGAUCUCCAUGGAGACAAUAAGACCCCAGUUUCAGUUUAACCAAUAUGGGGCGUCUCUGGCUUCUUCAGAGUUUUGUAAUGGUAUGAUCAGAUCGAGGUUUAUACCUCCCAAGUUGCAGAACAAGAGGAACAUGAGGGCUCCCAGAAUGCGUUGGACCAGCUCUCUUCAUGCUCGUUUUGUUCAUGCUGUUGAGCUUCUCGGCGGCCACGAAAGAGCAACACCAAAGUCGGUUUUAGAGCUAAUGGAUGUGAAAGAUCUGACACUUGCUCAUGUGAAGAGCCAUUUACAGAUGUAUAGAACUGUUAAGAGCACUGACAAACCUGCAGCUUCAUCAGAUGGAUCAGGAGAUGAAGAUUUUCUGUCUCCCAGAAAUACCCCAACUCCAUCCAACGGUCCAAAUUUACCUACAGAGCAUGACAUUAAUCUUUGGAGCAACUCUUCUAGUGGAGGAGUUUGGUUGUCUCGUUCAAGGAAUCCAGAUGGACUUCGUCCAGAAACCGUAUCAUCUCAGCAAACAACACGAAAUCAGUUUGAAGGUAGCAGUUUUGCUCAAUCAAAGAGCUUUACUGGGUCGAACUCGGAUCGCCACCAUAAUCCAAGCUUGGAGUUCACCUUAGGAAGAUCUGACUGGCAGAGUAAAGAACAUGACUGAGUUAACUGAUUUAGUACACUACUUAACUUUCAGACUGAUAAAACCUAAAAUGGGGAAAGAAAACAAAACAAGGGAGAUAGGGACAUUGGCACAGGCCCUAGCUAGUCAUAUCUCCAGAAGUUAGGUAUGCAUAUGUUUAUGCCUGUAUAUUGAUGUUUUUCGGUCUAAAUUAAGCUGCUGAUCGAUGCUGGAGAUGAUGUGAUGUUAGUUAUGAUCAAAACAAGAGAAAAGAAAAAAAUGAGAUAUAAUAUUGGUGCAUCUUAUGGGUAAUAUAUUCUACUCUAAUUUUUCUCUUUAGUGGGGUGAGUUGAGAGUGAUUGGUGUGUGAAAGCUUGACAUUAUUUAUCUCUUUAUUAUGAGAAAAGGCAAUGGAAAAAGGCAUUUUGGGUGUAAAGACAUGGAGAAUAUUGAAUUCAUGCAUGCAUAAAAGAGUUCCUUCUUUAGUUUUAAGAUGCAUGGUUACUAGGACAUCAAAACUUUUAAGAAUUCAGAAUGGAAUUGUGUUGGCAUUACGGGGUGCAGGUUGUCCCACCUCAAUCUGAAGCUUUUGUGUUUUUUCAAAAUUGGCGAAAACUCUUUAAAUCUUGGGAUAGAUAUGAUUCCAUCAACUUGUUGGAUCUUUUUGCAUCGAUCAUUUCCAUCUUAAUUCGCUUGCAUAUAUAAUUACUUUGUGGAUUCCAUCUAUGUGAUUGCCUUCAUUUCUACUGUAAUGGGAAGUUGUAUCAUU
This is a messenger RNA of Rubroshorea leprosula, 2231 nucleotides long. The record is from the annotation of a GenBank genome assembly. Lineage: Eukaryota; Viridiplantae; Streptophyta; Magnoliopsida; Malvales; Dipterocarpaceae.